AACUCUUCAUUCAGCAGAAAUCCUGCGGUCCUUCCCUUUGCCUCCAGAAAAUGGAACACAAGAGACUGUAUAGUUGAAGAAUUUUUGCCCUCCUAGAAUGAAAGACAUUCAAAUCUAAAUAGUUUCCAGCUGAAGGAAAACAGCCAGCAGCUUCACGGUGUAGAUUGAACCAAGGGGAAAAUGAACAUCACUAACUGUACCCCAGAAGCCAGUGUGGCUGUGAAGCCCAAAACCAUUACUGAGAAGAUGCUCAUUUCCAUGACUCUGGUGAUCAUCACCACCUUGACAAUGUUGCUGAAUUUGGCCGUGAUCAUGGCCAUCUGCACCACCAAGAAGCUGCACCAGCCUGCAAACUACCUGAUCUGUUCUCUGGCUGUGACAGACCUCCUGGUGGCAGUUCUGGUCAUGCCUCUGAGUAUCAUGUACAUUGUCAUGGACAGCUGGAAACUUGGGUACUUUAUCUGCGAGGUGUGGCUGAGUGUGGACAUGACCUGCUGUACCUGUUCCAUCCUCCAUCUCUGUGUCAUUGCCCUGGACAGGUACUGGGCCAUCACCAAUGCUAUUGAAUAUGCCAGGAAGAGAACUGCCAAGAGGGCUGGACUCAUGAUCCUCACUGUCUGGACAAUCUCCAUUUUCAUCUCUAUGCCCCCUCUGUUCUGGCGGAGCCACCGCCGACUCAAUCCACCUUCCAGUCAGUGCACCAUCCAGCAUGAUCAUGUCAUUUACACCAUUUACUCCACACUUGGGGCAUUUUAUAUCCCAUUGACUUUAAUACUGAUUCUCUAUUACCGAAUUUACCAUGCAGCCAAGAGCCUCUACCAAAAACGGGGAUCAAGCCGGCACUUGAGCAACAGAAGCACAGACAGCCAAAAUUCGUUUGCUAAUUGUAAACUUACCCAGACUUUCUGUGUGUCAGAUUUCUCCACUUCAGACCCUACCACAGAAUUUGAAAAAAUCCAUACUUCCAUCAGGAUCCCUCCCUUCGACAAUGAACUAGAUCACCCCGGAGAACGUCAGCAAAUCUCUAGUACCAGGGAGCGCAAAGCAGCACGCAUCCUGGGCCUGAUUUUGGGCGCAUUCAUUUUGUCUUGGCUGCCAUUUUUUAUCAAAGAAUUAAUUGUAGGUCUGAGCAUCUACACUGUAUCUUCUGAAGUAGCUGACUUCUUGACAUGGCUUGGUUAUGUUAAUUCUCUGAUCAACCCUCUGCUCUACACGAGUUUUAAUGAAGACUUUAAACGGGCUUUUAAGAAGCUUAUUAAGUGUCGAGAACAUACAUAAAUGUUGAAAGCCAAAAGGAUUUCUAUUGCCAGCCUCAUGAAUGGAUGAGGUUAAGAUGUGCAACUUAUUAAUUCUUGAACAUAAUUGGUUCAGGAGAGUUUGUAAGUAUGUGUGGUCUUGAUUUUUGUGUGUUUGUUUUGUUCUGUUUUGUUUGAGGCUUGUUAUUUAGUGUGCUGUUUUCUACCUCUGGUCUUUGUGCUAUAUAAUUUUAAAUAAACUUUAUAAUACAAA
This is a messenger RNA of Chrysochloris asiatica (Cape golden mole), 1509 nucleotides long. RefSeq names its product 5-hydroxytryptamine (serotonin) receptor 1E, G protein-coupled (gene HTR1E). Gene Ontology annotation, cellular component: plasma membrane; dendrite. Bases 181 to 1278 code for a protein of 365 amino acids. Lineage: Eukaryota; Metazoa; Chordata; Mammalia; Afrosoricida; Chrysochloridae. Gene Ontology annotation, biological process: G protein-coupled receptor signaling pathway, coupled to cyclic nucleotide second messenger; chemical synaptic transmission. The record is from RefSeq and is a predicted model, not a curated record. The transcript has a single exon. Gene Ontology annotation, molecular function: neurotransmitter receptor activity; G protein-coupled serotonin receptor activity.